GUUCCACCGUGUGCACGGUUGACUGUAUCCGUGAUGACACUAUGGAUAACACAUACACAGACCAAUUCAAGGCGCAGGAGCGCUAUAAAACACCGACACGCACACACACCGACACACACCGACACAACCAGAGGCACAGCGAGCGGAGACAGGCGUUUUACCUGAGACUCACCUGAACCAUGGGCGUCAUCAUCUCACACGUUUUCUCCAGAUUCUUCUCCAAGCAGCCAGUCAGGAUUUUAAUGGUGGGUUUGGAUGCUGCAGGUAAAACCACCCUGCUGUACAAACUGAAGCUAGGCGAGGUCGUCACCACCAUCCCGACUAUCGGUUUUAAUGUGGAGACUGUGGAGUAUAAGAACAUCAGUUUCACAGUUUGGGAUGUUGGUGGUCAGACGAUCAUCAGGCCGCUGUGGAGACAUUACUAUGUUAACACACAGGGUUUGAUAUUUGUGGUCGACAGCAACGACCCCGAGAGGGUCAAAGAGGCGGCUGAUGAGCUGCACGCACUGUUGCAGGAGAACGAGCUGGCAGACGUGGCCGUGCUCGUCUUCGCCAACAAACAGGAUCUACCCAGAGCCAUGUCGGUUAGCGACAUCACUGAGGCCCUGGGCUUAAAAGCAGUGUCACAGCCGUGGUUGGUCCAGCCAUCCUGCGCCGUCAGCGGUACCGGUCUGGUUGAAGGUCUGGACUGGCUCUCCAAUCAGAUCCAGAACCAGUAGCGGACGUCGCGGGUGACGAGGUGUUCUGCUUUACUUUGAGCCGAGCCGAUGAAUCAGGAGGAACACAAAGGAUCUGUUUGCACUUCAUCACAAAGACAUUUGACAGGAAAUCCUGUGACCUCGAGGCUCCAGGACACACUGAAAACGACGAGAUGAAAAGUCCCAGCAGGGGUCAUUUUCAGUAACUUAAAAUUACCUGCAGCAGGUGAUUUACUGACCUUGAUUGUUUAACAAGUUAUUCUUCAGACGUGAUGAUAAUGAAUCUGCUGCAGAGCUAAAAUUUCUCAGACAGUUUCAGCACCACAUGCUGCUUUAAACUUCCUCCUCCAGACGCAGCAGUGAGGUUAUUCCAUUAGUACACAUUCAUGUAGUACAUCAUGGAGACUAAGUACUUAGUGGUGUACUACAUGAACGACCACAGUUUUCUCUCACCAGUAAAUAUUUUAUUUACUCAUUUGCUUCAUUAGUUUUAUGAACAGUUGCCAUGAGCAGUGCCUUCAGUGAAGAUGGAAACACAACACAACACAUGCAAUGUGUGUUUUUACCUGUAAAUACUGCUCUUAGAUAGCCAGCUAGCAUCAUCAUCAUCAUGAAAACUGUUGGGUGGUUCCUCUCCUUCACCCCUGCCCCUGCUGAGGGUGCCCCCCCCCCCC
This is a messenger RNA of Archocentrus centrarchus (flier cichlid), 1372 nucleotides long. Its product is annotated as ADP-ribosylation factor 2-like. Gene Ontology annotation, molecular function: GTP binding; GTPase activity. Bases 180 to 719 code for a protein of 179 amino acids. Lineage: Eukaryota; Metazoa; Chordata; Actinopteri; Cichliformes; Cichlidae. The record is from RefSeq and is a predicted model, not a curated record. The transcript has 6 exons.